AUGGCUAGCAAUGAUUAUCGUGCUGAUGUGAAAAAGAAAGAAAGAGGAGUGUUUGGGGUGAGUGACCAAACCGCAAUCUUAGCUAACCAAGCAACCAUGAACAAACAAUUGGAGAUUCUAACCAGAGAAUUUCAUAAUUACACUUUGGCCAACAAACAACAAGUGGCGGCAAUCAGGUGUGAUUUAUGCGGUGAGGGACAUGCUAAUGGAGAGUGUGUUAAUAUUCCUUUCAGUGAAGCACUUGAUCAAAUGCCUGUUUAUGCAAAAUUUAUGAAAGAUCUUUUGAACGGAAGGAGGAAGCCUAGAGAUGAUGAAAACAAAGCUUUGUCUGAAAAUUGUAGUGCCAUACUCCAAAGGAAGUUGCCUCUAAAGCUUAAGGACCCAGGUGCAUUCACCAUACCUUGCACCAUCGGAAAGGUAAGCGUGGGAAAUGCCUUGUGUGAUUUGGGGGCUAGCAUUAAUCUUAUGCCCUCAGCCAUGAUGAAGAAGCUAGGAUGUGGGGAACCUAAACCCACAAAGAUGACACUUACUUUAGCUGAUCGUUCUAUUUCUUAUCCUUAUGGAGUGCUGGAGGAUGUUUUAGUGAAGGUGAAUGAUUUACUUUUCCCUGCUGAUUUUAUGAUUCUUGAUAUGGAGGAAGAUGAUGAACUUCCUUUGUUGUUGGGAAGACCUUUCCUAGCAACCGGUAGAACACUCGUUGAUGUGAAGAUGGGAGAAUUGAUGCUUCGUUUUCAAGAUGAACAAGUUGUGUUUAAUAUUUUUGAAGUUAUGAAACAUAAAAGUGAAAAUCCUCAAUGUUAUCGAGUUGAUGUGGUCGAUCAUAUUGUUGAAGAAACCACAACUAAGGAGUCUCCAGCUCCAACUUUAGAAAGGGUUAUUGUAAAUUCGAUUGAAAGCAAUGAUGAAGACAUGAGUCAAGAGGUAGAAGGGUGUGUUCAACAACUUGCAGCUAGUAAACAAGAACUGUUGUACACAAGGUUUGAAAGCUUGAUCCCACAUUAUGAAAAUGAGACAGCCAAAGAAGAAAAAGAAGGAGGAAACCUUGCUAAAGUUCCUGAAUUAAAAGAGCUACCUUCUCACUUGAAGUAUGUCUGUCUAAGCAAGGAUACCUCAAAACCAGUCAUUAUCAGUAGUACGUUGACACCUCUUGAAGAAGAAAAAUUAAUGAGGGUGUUAAGGGAGAAUCAAGGCGCUUUGGGAUGGCAAAUUUCUGAUCUUAAAGGUAUAAGUCCAGCUUAUUGUAUGCACAAGAAACACCUGGAUGCUGAAUUUAAACCUGUGGUCCAACCACAACGGAGACUCAACCCAACUAUGAAGGAAGUGGUCAAGAAAGAGGUGCUGAAACUUUUAGAUGCUGGCAUGAUUUACCCUAUUUUAGAUAGUACAUGGGUGAGUCCAGUACAUGUGGUCCCUAAGAAGGGAGGUAUGACGGUGGUUGCUAACGACAAAAAUGAAUUGAUUCCUACUAGGACGGUUACUGGGUGGAGGAUGUGUAUAGACUACCGAAGGCUAAAUCAAGCCACAAGGAAAGAUCAUUUUCCGCUACCGUUCAUGGACCAAAUGUUGGAGAGGUUGGUGGGACAAGCUUUCUAUUGUUUCUUAGAUGGGUACUCUGGCAAGUUGGUCACUGCGCCCGUAAUCAUUGCUCCUGAUUGGGAUUCUAAUUUUGAACUCAUGUGUGACGCUAGUGAUUACGCGGUUGGAGCAGUGCUUGGCCAACGUCGUGAGAAAUUUUUCCAUGCAAUUUAUUACUCAAGUAAAGUUCUUAAUGAAAAUCAAGUUAAUUACUCUACAACUGAAAAAGAAUUGCUUGCGGUAAUAUUUGCGUUGGAAAAAUUUUGGUCCUACCUAAUUGGCUCCAAGGUUAUUGUUUUUACAAAUCACGUAGCGUUAAAGUACCUACUGACAAAAGGGGAUUCAAAGCCCCGUUUGUUGAGAUGGAUCUUGCUUCUGCAAGAGUUUGAUAUAGAGAUCCGAGACAGGAAGGGAGUUGAAAAUGUGGUAGCUGACCACCUCUCUAGACUGGAGAACAAAGAGGUUACAAGCAAAGAGGGGGCCAUAAUGGCUGAGUUCCUAGAUGAACAAUUGUUCAACGUGAGAGAAAGGCCAUGGUUUGCUGACAUGGCUAACUUUAAGGCCGGGAAUUUAAUUCCUGAUGACUUAAGCUGGCAGGAGAAGAAGAAAUUCUUUAAGGAUGCAAACCACUACUUGUGGGAUGAUCCUUACUUAUUUAAGGUAAGCACUGACGGGUUAAUAAGAGGUUGUGUUGCAGGAGAGGAAGCAAAGAGCAUAAUGUGGCACUGUCAUAACUCAGCUUUUGGAGGCCACCACAGUAGUGAAAGAACAGCCGCCAAAAUUCUACAGAGUGGGUUCUGGUGUCCCACACUCUUCAAGGAUUGCCAUGAAUUUGUCCGACACUGUGACAUGUGUGAAAGAACAGGUAAUAUCUCAAAGAGGAAUGAGGUACCCUUAAAUGGUAUCUUAGAAAUUGAACCCAUUGAUUGUUGGGGAAUCGAUUUCGUGGGACCAUUUCCUUCUUCUUACUCUCACUUGUAUAUCCUUGUCUGUGUUGAUUAUGUCACCAAGUGGGUCGAAGCAAUUGCAUGUGUCGCUAAUGACUCCCACACUGUGGUAAACUUUUUGAAGAAGAAUAUUUUUCCUAGGUUUGGAACCCCUAGAGUCUUGAUCAGUGAUGGGGGGAAGCACUUUUGCAACAAAUAUUUAGAAAAUGUGCUUGUCAAAUACAAUGUGAAGCAUAAAGUUGCUACUCCCUAUCACCCUCAGACUAGUCGGCAAGUAGAGGUGUCUAAUAGGCAGUUGAAGCAAAUUCUUGAAAAAAUUGUUGCUGCCUCUAGGAAGGAUUGGUCUAGAAAAUUAGAUGACGCUCUGUGGGCUUAUAGAACCGCGUUCAAGACGCAUUUAGGGUUGUCACCCUAUCAGUUAGUUUAUGGUAAAGUCUGUCAUCUCCUUGUGGAAUUAGAGCACAAAGCAUACUGGGCUAUUAAGGCCCUUAACUUUGAUCAGACCUUAGCUGGUAGGAAGAGGCUAUUGAAGCUAAAUGAGCUUGAGGAAAUAAGGUUGAAGUUGUUUUCCGGAAAACUCAGAUCGAAAUGGUCAGGACCUUUUGUGAUAAAAAGUAUUUCUCCAUAUGGAGCUGUGCAGUUGGCAAAGGCUAACGAGACAGACACCUUCAAGUUGAAUGCUCAAAGGUUGAAGCCAUACUUUGGCGGUGGCCUACCUACUGAAAGGGUGGGACUUGUGCUGAUAGACCUUUAA
Molecule: messenger RNA, 3276 nt
Organism: Medicago truncatula (barrel medic)
Lineage: Eukaryota; Viridiplantae; Streptophyta; Magnoliopsida; Fabales; Fabaceae
Exons: 4
Coding region: 1-3276 (1091 amino acids)
Biological process (GO): DNA integration
Molecular function (GO): nucleic acid binding
Source: RefSeq, a predicted model, not a curated record